Salvelinus fontinalis (brook trout) is the source of this 1012-nucleotide messenger RNA. RefSeq names its product MICOS complex subunit MIC13-like. The coding region runs from base 63 to 398 and encodes 111 amino acids. Lineage: Eukaryota; Metazoa; Chordata; Actinopteri; Salmoniformes; Salmonidae. The record is from RefSeq and is a predicted model, not a curated record. Gene Ontology annotation, cellular component: MICOS complex; mitochondrial crista junction. The transcript has 4 exons. Gene Ontology annotation, biological process: cristae formation.
GCUUGCUGUUACAACUAAAUAAACGUUAAUUUAAAAAAAUACCUUGAUUUACCCGUGACACUAUGGCUGGCAAGAUUUUACCUGUUCUAAAGUUGGCGACUAAGGUGGCCAUUGCAGGAGGUGCUUUGUAUGUUGCCUAUGAUUCUGGACUAUUAGGGGGAAGUGAGCAGGGCUCCGAGGUCCUAGGAAAAGCUAAAGCUGCCAUUCCCUCUGCAGUGGAUGAGUGGGGGAAGUACUUUGGCUUUGAGCUUCCAGCUUUCCCUAAAAUCGGAUUCGUCCCUGUUGAAGCGUGGAACUCGGGGGUGCAGUCCUCCAUAUCUGCUCUCUCAUCGGGCCCUACAGCAGUGGGUGACUACACCAACCAAGGCUUGCAGUACCUGAAAGACCUCGCCAAAUGAGUGACAUCAUGCUACUAGCAGACAUUUAAGAACCACAUUUCUGUUUUGGAAUCACAACCAAAUCCUCUGGAGUAAUGCGACUGGUGCAAAUGCAUACAGCCCUCCUGUAAAAGUCACUUGCUUGCUUUGAAUGCAUAGCACAUCAACUACAAAAAAAAUGCAGUGGUACAGUAACAUUUGUGAAAUUAGGUUUAGGCCAAUUUAUAAUUUUUUUGUUUAGUCUAGUUGCUGAUAAUGCCAGGACUCAAUAUUUGCACUUUGUUGUGUUGGCAGCAAUUUGUCAACAUGAGCAGAUAACAAUCUUCUGUACCCUACUUUUUGAGUCAAAUUAUGACAGAACUUUGGUACCACAGAAAGACCUGCACCCAAGAGAGAAAUCUAAGUAUAUCCUGAUGGACAUAUUUAGUGCUAUCAUGUCUUGUGUGUGUAUACAUUGUUCAUUUUGCGAUUUUUAUUUAAGACUGAUUAUAUAUUGUUCUGGCUUUGACCCAAUUCCCAACCUAUCCCAUCAUGAUCCAACACUUAUUUUAUACAGAAAGAAUGUCUUGUGUGUGUGUAUAGAUAUUUAACCAUUUUCUGAGUGUAUAAUAAACCUAAACAUGUCAGUUGUGAGA